This is a messenger RNA of Amaranthus tricolor (Joseph's coat), 1056 nucleotides long. Its product is annotated as WAT1-related protein At2g39510-like. The record is from RefSeq and is a predicted model, not a curated record. Gene Ontology annotation, cellular component: plasma membrane. Gene Ontology annotation, molecular function: transmembrane transporter activity. Lineage: Eukaryota; Viridiplantae; Streptophyta; Magnoliopsida; Caryophyllales; Amaranthaceae. The transcript is spliced from 7 exons. The coding region runs from base 1 to 1056 and encodes 351 amino acids.
AUGAAUAUGAAGAUUAAGGCAUAUUUAGCCGUAAUCUUUAUGCAGUUUGGGAUUGCUGGGCUAGCAAUUAUAGCUAAAUCAGCCACUAACCAUGGAAUGAGCCAUUACUCAUUUGUGGUUUAUAGGCAAGCUGUGGCUGCCAUUGUUAUAUCUCCAUUUGCCUUCCUACUUGAAAAGAAAGUAAGGCCCAAAAUGAACCUUUCUAUUUUCAUCAAGAUACUAGCUCUUGGUUUGCUAGAACCAGUAAUGGAUCAAAACCUGUAUUAUGCGGGCAUGCAGUACACACCAGCUACGUUUGUUACUGCAUUAAGCAACACUGUUCCAGCUCUUACAUUCAUUAUGGCUUGUAUUUUUAGGCUUGAAAAGGUGAGUAUAAAGAAAGUAGGGAGUUUGGCAAAGGUGGGUGGAACAAUGGUGACACUUGGAGGAGCAACAAUAAUGACUCUUGUGAAAGGUCCAGGCCUGAAUUUACCAUGGACUAACACUAAUUACACUAAUAUUUCCAAUACUUCUUCUCAUCAAGAUUCUAUCAAAGGUGCUCUUAUGAUCAUUACUGGUUGUUUGGGUUGGGCUGCCUUUGUUAUUCUACAAGCUAUAACAUUAAAAUCAUACCCAGCAGAAAUGUCUCUGACAGCAAUGAUGUGCCUGGCGGGCGCCGUGGAAGGACUGAUUGUAGCUCUUGUUUUGGAACCAAACACAUCUAUUUGGUCACUCCACUUGGAUACUAAAUUAUUAGCUUAUAUCUAUAGUGGAAUAAUCUGUUCAGCAAUGGCAUUCUAUUUACAAGGAAAGAUAAUGAAAGAAAAAGGACCUGUUUUUGUGACUGCUUUUAAUCCAUUGAGCAUGGUUAUUGUGGCUUUUCUUGGUUCCAUCAUCCUUGCUGAGCAACUCACCGUUGGCAGGAUUACUGGAGCAUUGGUGAUAGUCACAGGAUUAUAUGUAGUAGUUUGGGGAAAGAGCAAGGAUGAAGAUACAUGUAAUGAAAGCAAUGAUCACAUUUUGCCAAAAUCUAAUAUUCAAAUGACUGGAAAUGAUGCAACUGAUGAUACCCACUAA